Messenger RNA from Zasmidium cellare ATCC 36951, 294 nucleotides. RefSeq lists its product as uncharacterized. The coding region runs from base 1 to 294 and encodes 97 amino acids. Lineage: Eukaryota; Fungi; Ascomycota; Dothideomycetes; Mycosphaerellales; Mycosphaerellaceae. The transcript has 2 exons. The record is from RefSeq and is a predicted model, not a curated record.
AUGGCCGGCACGCAGCUUAUAGCCAACUACAAGUCCCCAACAUCCACGCAGACGAUCUCGUUCGAGUUGCCUGCGUUACCGCCGAAAGAAGGAGGAAGCGUGCAGGACAAGACGGCGUAUUUAUCUGCUCUGCGUGCAAAGGCGGUGGAGAUGCAGAGUGAGAUCAAUACGUUCUUGACGCAGAAAAUGGAGGAGGAUAAAGCUGCGGAGGCUGGCAAGAGUGCAGUGGCGGAUCAGAAGGAAGAGGAGAACUACGGCGAGGAGGAUCCCGAGAAUGAUGCGGAGCAACAUUGA